Penicillium mononematosum is the source of this 1656-nucleotide messenger RNA. RefSeq names its product Zn(II)2Cys6 transcription factor. Gene Ontology annotation, cellular component: nucleus. Gene Ontology annotation, biological process: regulation of DNA-templated transcription. NCBI's taxonomy places the organism in Eukaryota, Fungi, Ascomycota, Eurotiomycetes, Eurotiales, Aspergillaceae. The record is from RefSeq and is a predicted model, not a curated record. The coding region runs from base 1 to 1656 and encodes 551 amino acids. The transcript has 5 exons. Gene Ontology annotation, molecular function: transcription cis-regulatory region binding; DNA-binding transcription factor activity, RNA polymerase II-specific; zinc ion binding.
AUGGACAUCGAACUAGCCUCUCCGCCGGCAGUCAAAUGCCAUAUGCGUGAGGGUCAAAUGCCAUGUUCGCGGUGCAAGAAGAGAGGUCUCCCUUGCAGUGUGAACCGAAGCUUGCAGACAUUAUUGGAAGACGAUGUCACAUGGAAAGGCGCCGUGGUGCAAAAGAUGCGGCGACUAGAAGAGGCUGUUGCAAAUAUUGCUGCCAAAGUUGACAUCCCCGAGUUGCAAUCUUUGCCAGCUGCCCCUGAAAUACAAGAUGGUUCUUCGGGUUCACCUGUUGAAGCUAUUCAUGAAGAAGUCACUGCGGGGGAAACCACGACCUCAAGUCAGGCACCUCAGCCAAAAGAGAAUCAUGAGCAACCGCAGACUUGGGAAGUGGUGAUGGACCCCCGGGGCGGCCCGGCUUCCAUCCCGGCUUCGUGUGUUUCAGAAAGUGGGAAGGCAGGCCCGCCAAACAGUGCAUCAACUGCCCGUCGUCCAGACUUGAUAUCCACGGGACUUAUCUCGCUACGCCAAGCCGUCGCAUUAUUCGAAACAUAUCAUCUCAGACUUGAUCAUUUCCUCUAUCGCAUUCUUGGCGACCAUAUUAGUCUGGACUCGGUUCGGAUCGCAUCCCCACUGUUAACAACGGCUGUUUGCACCGUGGCUGCUUUGCAUUCUCAAUCCCUCGGUCAUCUCUUUGAGACCUGCUACGGUGAAUAUAAGAAUCUUGUCGCGGCCCAAACUUUCUCAAGGCAUGCGAAUGAAGAUGACAUCCGUGGCCUGUGUAUUGGUGCGUUUUGGUUGCAUGAACUUUCUUGGGCCUUGAUCGGAAAUGCUGUCCGCGUUGCGUCGGAAAUAAAUCUCCAUGGCGGUAUCUACAAGGCCCUCAAAGGAGACCGCGAUGGUUAUCUUCAAGCUCGACUAUAUUAUCUCGUCUAUGUAUGCGAUCACCACUUUUCGAUCGCCUAUGGUCGACCCCCGAUGUCCAGAGAAGGGUUCAUAAUCGAGUCGGCUAGUCGAUUACUAGAAACCAAACAUGCCACAGAAGAUGAUGCUAGAUUAAUCAGCCAAGUCAAAGAAUGGUCAAUCCUGGGUCGAGUCUUUGACAACUUCGGGGUUGACGUUGAUACCCCUAUUGCACCUCAGACACUCCCUCAACUGCGUCGAUGCUCCAUUUCUUUGGACACGUGGUUUGCAGAUUGGAACGAUAGCUUCAAAGUGAAUCGGAAUGUCGGAAAUUAUCCGCAAAAGGGAGUUGGUUUUCACUUCCAUUUUGCAAAGUUAUAUCUUUGCUCGCACGCCUUUCGUGGUGUACCGAGCUCGGAGAGUGCACCUCAAUACAUGUCGCCUGAAUUGGAGGAGAUUGCCAAUGCCGGUGUAUUGUCAGCUAUGUCAAUCCUUCGGGUAAUUGUGAACGAUGCCGAGUUCCGAUCAUUCAUGAAUGGGCUUCCUUUAUAUUUUGAUACUAUGCUCGCGUUCGCCGUUGUUUUUCUCCUCAAAGUUGCCACAAAGUAUGCAUCUAUGAUCAGAAUUGAUACGGGCAAGAUCCUUUCCUUGGUCACUGAGACUGUGGCUGCCCUGCGGGACAUCACUCAAUCUAUGCAUAAACACCACCUCCUUGUGGUUAUUAGCGAAGGCUUGGGACGGCUGUUGAGAACAGCCCCCAGUGUUUGA